Molecule: messenger RNA, 2839 nt
Organism: Uranotaenia lowii
Lineage: Eukaryota; Metazoa; Arthropoda; Insecta; Diptera; Culicidae
Product: zinc finger protein 271-like
Exons: 3
Coding region: 206-2386 (726 amino acids)
Source: RefSeq, a predicted model, not a curated record
GCAUUUUUACUUCGCGACGGUUUUUUUGGGUUUGGUUCUAGUUUUUAAACUAAAAAUGUGACACAGUGGAAAUAUUAGAUGGUUUAAAGAGUCUCUUAUAUCGAAAACUUAAGAUCUCAAUUUAGGUUACAACUAAAAGGUGCUUCUCAUGGAGCCGUUGCGUGGUAUUCAAAUCUAAUGAAAAAAAUUAUUUUUUUUUUAAAUAAUGAGUAUUCCAAACCCGAUCUACGUAACUAACCGGAACGCUCCGAGCGUCAAAACGGAUGAUCAGUUAAAGCUUCAACCCAUUAUUGGGACAAAUCUAAUCGGGUCUAGUUUACCGCACCUCACUCUGGAAUCCGUGGUAGAGACGGGAAGAUUUGUGCAACUUAUCCAAGCUUCCAGAGUACCAGAUCCUACAGGUUCCGGGAAAAUUCAAACGCUUGAAAACAUUCAACUGAGACAGCCUGAUGUUCCACAAGUAGAUGGAAAACUUCAAUUAAAAUCUUCGAAUGAAGUGAAGGUUGAGCCCAUUUUAACUUGCGAUAAACCAAACUCAGAAGGUGUCAUCAACAAAAAAUCUGUUCUUGAAAAAGAAAAAAAUUCGGAAGAGAAACCUAAACCUGUUAGAAAGAAAAAGAGAUCCAAAAAACCUCAAGACGAAAUUUAUGAAUGUGACUUUUGCGACAGUCGCUUUAGAUCAGUCAACUCUUUGAGGAUCCAUAAAAUUGGUCAUUUUACCGAACCGACAGAUGUUCAGUCCAAGAAGACAUUUGUAUGCUCAAUCUGUGAAAGGCAAUUCUCCCACCAACAAACUCUGGCAGAUCACGAGCGGGUUCACCAAAACGAUAAUCGUUACGAUUGCCAGUCGUGUGGCGCUAAGUACACGUCUAAAAGUGGAUUACGAAACCAUCUGAACAAAAACCUAAGCUGUGAUGAGGCUUUCCAGGAAGCAAAGCUUAGACAGAAGAAGCACGAGGAAGAGCUCAAGGAACAUGGCUGUGAGAUCUGUGGUAAAAAGUAUCGACAUCGGAAAUCACUUCUGGAGCAUAGAAGUUUGCAUUUUAGGAAUAGGCAGUACAAAUGCGAAAGGUGUGGUGCGAUGUUUGAGACGUCGGGUGGCUGGAAGAAACACGUGGCCAAUGGAAGGUGCGAGCUGAGUAAAAGUAAACUAAGAGAUGAUCGGGGUAAGGUUAAUGAGAAAGAUGUUUUUAUUCCGGAAGCAAGAAUUCAAUUUCUGGAACGGAUUAAAGAGUUAGAGGGGAAGAAAAGAGUCGGUCGGAAAAGUAGCUGCGAUGAAGAAAUAAAUGACGACGAAAGUGAUGAUGCAGAAGAUAAGACUGAAACCUCUCAUGAUGAUGAAAUUCCUAAUGAAACACUCAAUAGGAUGGAACCUGACGAUCACAAUUUCGAAGAUCCACAUUUGCAAGAUAAAACGUCCUCCGUUAUAGUCACAUCUCCAAAAAAGAACGAAGUAAGUGCGGAUUCAAUUGUAGAAAGCGGUAAUACCCAAGCACCAACGAAUGAACACGAAUGUCCGAUUUGUCACAAAUCAUUCAGCCGCAAGUUUGUACUAAAUAAUCACAUGCGGCAGCACACAGGAGAGCGUCCAUUUCUAUGCGACAGUUGCCCAAAAACAUUCACCGAUCGCUCAUCGUUAAAAAUGCACGCUGUCGUUCACACUGGCAGUAAACAAUUCGAAUGUCCGGAAUGUCUAUCGAAGUUUGCACGCAGAAACGGUCUUCGCAAUCACAUGACAGUCCACUACAACCUUCCGUGCGAUCAAUGUGACCAAAUGUUUCCUUCUCGCAAAACCCUCGCCCGUCACCUGAUCAAGCAUCAAGGUGUGAGACCGUUUAUCUGCGAAAUUUGUUCCAAAGACUUUUGCACUAAGGCAGAUCUACAAGCCCAUCAGCGAAUUCAUGCCAAUGAAAAACGCUACAUCUGCGCUAUCUGCUCAGCUCGUUUUAAUUGUCCUUCAACGCUGCGGCGGCAUCGAAACGUCCAUGCCCCACCCGAAACGCGUCCUGUUUGCGAAACCUGCGGAAAGUCAUUCUCCUCAAAGCAAGCGCUUCAAAAGCACGAGAACAUUCACCUUGGAGUGAAGCCUUUUCAAUGUGAAGUUUGUAGGAAGAGCUUCCGAGUAAAGGAGCAUCUUCAAGUCCACCUGUGGUCCCACUUGGGCGAAAAACCAUUUAAAUGUGAUCAGUGUCCGAAAGGCUUUGGUACCCGGGGAGAUCUGCGGGUGCACCAGCGAAGGCACAACGGUGAGAAACCUUACGUGUGUGGAGAGUGUGGCGAGGGCUUCGUGGUACCGGCUGGUUUGCAUCGGCAUCUGCAACGAACUGGACAUAGCAAUCGCAAACCGGAGGCUAUCGUUGUAGCAGACUAUACGAGGGCUACUUGAGCAAAUUUACUGUCCUUUAGUUAAUUUAAUCGAAAUAGGAUUUAAACAAAUUUGAAGGGUGUAUUCGUCAUCUGAAACACUCCGAAAUCAUUUUUCUCGAUUUUCCUACAAAGAACCCAAAACCCUUGAAGUUUCGAGAACUCCUUCCGUGGAUCCGGUGCUUUUUGUGUUAUUGUCCAGAGAACUCGAAAAGGAAAAAGUCAUUGCGGCAAGUGCUAUUCCGGGCAUGAAAUUCUAAAACAUGCUCAGGGGCCCUGGAAAAUUAAGUUUACUGAUCGGCCCACAGAGCUUCGUGUUGUAUUCCCGUCAGCCUUCAGAUAUUAUUCCGGACAAGCCGGACCUGACAAGCUUGGCGAACAAAGGACUUGCCUCAACAAUUUUUAAAGAACACGGUGAUAUAUUUCAAAAAUAAAUAUUAGGUAACUCCCUAUUUAUUUCAAAUAAAUACCAAUU